This is a messenger RNA of Nicotiana tabacum (common tobacco), 2148 nucleotides long. Lineage: Eukaryota; Viridiplantae; Streptophyta; Magnoliopsida; Solanales; Solanaceae. The record is from RefSeq and is a predicted model, not a curated record.
CAUCACACGUUCCACUAACACCAACACCAACACAGUCACGGGCGUCUGCCGGUUGCAGAUUUGCAGGUGCCACUGCCCCAGGACACGUGUCGGUUUGGCGGCGCAUCUUCGAGUUCAGCCAAAAAGUCGGUUUAACAAAUUGCUGAGGAAGAUUAGGUGGGCCCCCACAGUAUAGGAGUCCCAUUUCACGCCGGAAAUUCGGACGUUCGUUCCUUUUCGCUUUCCCAUUCAAAGAAUGUUUAUGAUACAAUCUUUCUUCAACUACUCCACCACGGCGUUUCCAAAUACGGCGGCGUUCUGCUGAUUUCACGCUUUUACGCGUCGAACUCUUCGAUUGUUUUAAAAAUAUAUUGAAGAUUUUUCUUUUUCUGCUUUCUACAUAACGAUUUCCCCCCUAAGUUUGAAGAAUUAGUGGCUAUAUUCAAAGGAAUUUGUAAACAUAAAUGACUGUUUAUGAGCUAGAUCCUGACGUAGUGAGGUGGAAUCUCCACCUUAUAGAUGUUUGUUCUAUAAACAACGGUGGUUCUCUCGGAACUGUUACUCAGUAUGACAGGGAUUUUUCUCAAGAUGGAUACGUGAGAGAAGGUUAUUGUGAGCCUACACAUGUUAACGUGGAGAAUGAUGAGGUAAUUGCCCGUGCCCUUCAGGAGGAACUAUCACGACUUUCAGUCGUGGAUUCUGUAGAAUCUUCACACACCGAAGAAGAACAUCGAAAUGCGUCAGUUCUUGCUCAGGAUUGGAUUGCACCGUCAAGGAGAAAUUACAAUUUUGCACUUGAUGGCAAUGGGGAAGACACAGAUAGUAACGGAAUGAUAACAUUUUGCCCUCGCACAGCUGCAUCAUCCAAUUGGGGGUAUCAAGAAGUUUCACCGGAGAUAGAGGAUGAAUCUCUUCUUGAUGGUGAAGUUGGGAAACGGCUGAAUCAGUUGGCUGCCAUCCCUGUGAGUUUUACUUGUAGCUAAAAAAUUUACUCUUACUGAUUUUAGAGACAGUACUUACAAAAUAUUCAGGAUUUCUGAAUAACUGCAUUGCUUGAAUUAUUUUCCGACGCCAAUGAUAAUUUGGGGUUUCUGUAUUUGGAUAUUGGGAUUUCUGCUUGCUUUUUGCAUUAGCUGUAAAUGGGAUGUGCUUUUGGAAUUGCAAUCGCGACUAGUCAUAGUUGGACACUAUCUUCUUAUAGUUUCUGGAAAAGUAAAGUAGGGUUCCAGCUUUUUAGUAGUGUAUGUUGACACAGAAACAGUUUAUUAGUAAACAGGCAUAGGGUGAGCAAGUCUGUUAAACAUCAACUCACCUUAAGGUUAGCGUAAUGCUCAUGAAUUCGCAUCCACAGCUAGAAAAUAAAAGCCAGAUCAGCAGUAAUGAACCAGUUCCUUGUUAACUUCAGCUAAAAGCCAGAUCAGCAGUAAUGAACCAGCUCAUGAAUUCGCAUCCACAGCUAGAAAAUAAAAGCCGGAUCAGCAGUAAUGAACCAGUUCCUUGUUAACUUCAGUUUUAGCUUUAAGAAGAAUACAGGAGAGUGAAAGGGAGACUGCCAUCAUCUUCCCCUUGACCUAAGAAAUUGCUAAUCAGUUGAAAGCAUUCUUUGUUGUCUGAAGAGGAAAAAUAUGUCUUCAGCUGUUGCCUUUCGGCAUUUUAUUUUAGAGGAAGGACAUACCAUUGCUUUUUUAUUCUGUGGCAUAUAAUCGACUCUUUCACUUCUCUGUUCUAUUCUUUCCUCUUAAGAUCUAGAAAUCAGGCACUUGUUUGUUGCUGUUUUAAUUCCUUGAUGUAGUAGAGGAAGGAUUUUCUCCAUAUUCCAAUUUCCCAAUUUCUUUUAUUUAAAAUAUUUUACUUUGUGCAAAGUGAGGGAAAUGGUAGACUAGAUCAGAAGUACUAACAGGUUACAUGUGAUUAGGCCAAUCUUAAGUCAUCCCCAAGGUUGUGUUACUGAUGUUCUUAUACGGAAACCUAGAAAUCUUAUAGCUGUAACUCCUCAUGCGCAGUAUCCUUUUUGGGACCUGUGUGCUUGUCCUUGAAAGAAAUGCUAAAAAGCUUUAUCUAUAGUUGGUCACUUCAUUAUGAGCUAUAGUGGUUUUUUUUCAUUUUUCUUUAUUUUUAUGCCAUAAAUUUCCAGCAGCCAAAUACAAAUCUAUGGUUCAUGCAGCUGCU